GGAUUUGUAUACAUAUUUGGUACAUAUGUAAAUAAUAUAUAGACAGGGAUCGCACUCGAGUUGAAACAACAAAAUAAAAAUGUCAGCAAAACCAGUUUUGUAUUACUCGCCACGCAGCCCACCAAGUCGUGCGGUACUUUUGACAGCCGCCGCUGUCGGGGUGGAAUUAGAUUUGCGGCCGAUGAAUCUGAAAGAGGGCGAUCAUUUAACACCAGAAUUUCUAAAACUCAACCCACAACAUACGAUACCUGUGUUGGACGAUAACGGUACCAUUGUUAGUGAUUCGCACGUUAUUAAUGGUUAUCUUGCGGAUAAAUACUCGUCAGAUGACACGCUCUACCCAAAAGACCAGGCAAAGCGCAGAGAAGUGGACACCCGUCUCUACUUCGAUGCUGGGCAUUUAUUCCCACGCGUUCGCCUUAUCGUCGAACCGGUUAUUUAUUUUGGUGCCGAUGAAAUUGAACAACAAAAAAUCGUUUAUAUGCAAUUGGCCUACGAUGGUUUGGAGAAAUGUCUCUCCCAGGCGCCGUACUUGUGUGGUGAGCACUUGACCAUCGCCGAUUUGUGCGCUGUGGCGUCCGUUUCCAGCGCGGUGAUCUUUGCACCAAUCGUUGAAGAGAAAUUCCCAAAGCUUAGCGCAUGGCUAAAACGUUUGUCACUGUUGCCAUACUAUCAGAAAAAUAAUCAAGAUGGUGCUGAUUUGCUGGGCAGUUUUGUUAGAGAGCGAAUCGAGGCGAACAAGAAGGCGAAAGAGGCUAAAAAAUAAAUGAAAGAGAAAACUUUGUGAAGAAGAGAUAAAAGAAAUGCGAAAAUAAGAGUUGUGGAACUAAAGUAGCUGGUUGGUGAGAGAGUAAAAUCCGAUCAGUGUAGUGAGUGAAAUAAAGAAUUGAAUUAUUACGGAAA
Molecule: messenger RNA, 903 nt
Organism: Rhagoletis pomonella (apple maggot)
Lineage: Eukaryota; Metazoa; Arthropoda; Insecta; Diptera; Tephritidae
Gene: GstE11
Product: glutathione S-transferase 1
Exons: 3
Coding region: 80-766 (228 amino acids)
Biological process (GO): glutathione metabolic process
Molecular function (GO): glutathione transferase activity
Source: RefSeq, a predicted model, not a curated record